UUAUGAAGAAGUACCCACUGUAUAUGUACAUGUAUAUUUCAGAAAACCUCGCCCAGGACGUAAAAUAUGAAGGUGUUGCUUCACAAAGUAACUCAUUCAGUAGAAACCGAUGGCCUGCUACCAAGGCAAUUGAUGGUUAUCUCGAAGAACACCUUGGUGCGGACACCUGUUGCAUCACGACUGCUCUUUACUAUAAGACGGCUUGGUGGAAGUUUUUCUCCAAUCAGUCUAUGAAUGUUGCAUAUUUGCAGAUCUUCUUAAGAAAAUACACAGUUGACCGUCAUACCGGCUUUUCAGUAUUUGUUUUCGAUGAUCCCCAGUAUAUACCCCCAUCCUCCAGUGGAGAGAGAGUAUUCAUCCAUGAUUCUACUACCUGCCCAAACAGAGUAGAAAAUAUAACAGUAAACCGAUUGACAAAAGGAAUAGCUAUAUUUAAUUCAAAAGAUCCUCCACUAAAUACAAACUGCACAGAAUAUGAGCCUUUAUUUGCUACCAUUGAAAUAUGCGAAGUAAGGAUCAUAGGUUGCAGAGCUGAAGCUUACGGGGAAGUUUGCAAGCCUUGUCCAUCAAUAUGUCCUAACACAGACUGUGAUGCUUUCAAUGGAUCAUGCAGAUAUCAAAACCUAAGUAGUGUUGUAGACAAUGGUAGUUCACAGACACCAAAGACUUUGAUGGUGAUUCCUCUCACUGCUUCAGUAUUUCUAAUAAUUGUAAUUACAAUAACCAUAGCUUUUGGAGUACGUCAAAAAAGAAACCAAAAGCACAAAGAGAGAAAUCAGGAAGACACCAAGACAGCCGGAAAAUUACAUUUCUAUGACAAAAUUAAAAAGACACAAGAAGAAAAUGUGUAUAGUAAAAUAAACCUUGCAGUGAAUGUUUCUGUUUAUGAAGAAAUAACAAUAUAAAAAUGAAUGAGGCCUAAAACGAAAAAAAAAAAAUUGCAGUUGCCGACCAACCCACUGAAAAUGCACACGACCGAAACUUU
Messenger RNA from Saccostrea cuccullata (small rock oyster), 985 nucleotides. RefSeq lists its product as uncharacterized. The coding region runs from base 3 to 905 and encodes 300 amino acids. The transcript has 4 exons. Lineage: Eukaryota; Metazoa; Mollusca; Bivalvia; Ostreida; Ostreidae. The record is from RefSeq and is a predicted model, not a curated record.